This is a messenger RNA of Ramularia collo-cygni, 564 nucleotides long. RefSeq lists its product as uncharacterized. The record is from RefSeq and is a predicted model, not a curated record. NCBI's taxonomy places the organism in Eukaryota, Fungi, Ascomycota, Dothideomycetes, Mycosphaerellales, Mycosphaerellaceae. The coding region runs from base 1 to 564 and encodes 187 amino acids. The transcript is spliced from 2 exons.
AUGUUCUACACAAUGUACUUGUCGAGCGUCUGUCAGCGUCGCCAAUGGCCAGAUCCACACUAUGAACCAUUCCGUACCCGCUCUGGUCACUUCUGCAAGGUCCGCGUGAACAACCGCGAGUACAGCACCGAGGUGGCGUAUGCUACGGAAGCCCUUGCUCGGGAUGGUGCCGCGCAAAAGGCUUAUAUGAUAUGUCGUAACUUCUCUGUCAACGACGGCAUGUUCCCCGGGCAGAGACCCGGACAGAGAACCUCCGCUGGAGCUAUUCAAGGUCUCCCAGUUGCCAUUGGAACAGGACGAAGAAGCAACCGCAGUUCCGGGGCCAGCUACGAUACUGCCAGUACCGACGGCACGAGCAGUGGCAGCAACAGUCCCAGGAGCACCGAAAGCGGCUUUGAGCAGCAGAUGCGACAGGUCACACAACAGGUACCCAAGCCGACGAAGCCUCAUGGUUCGAGGAGGUCGAACAUGGGUCAGGAGGACUACGUUUGCUACUGUCGCCGCGGCGCGGUUCGUGCAUAUGGUCGAUGCGCUUGGUGUUUGAGAGAAAGCGGAUGGGCGUGA